Messenger RNA from Oncorhynchus keta (chum salmon), 3841 nucleotides. RefSeq lists its product as uncharacterized. The transcript is spliced from 4 exons. The record is from RefSeq and is a predicted model, not a curated record. Lineage: Eukaryota; Metazoa; Chordata; Actinopteri; Salmoniformes; Salmonidae. The coding region runs from base 2155 to 2670 and encodes 171 amino acids.
AACUAGUGUUGGCAUAAGAUAUAGCAGGCUGUCAGGAAACCCCUUAAUGACCCUGGCCUAUUGCUCGAUUUCAUAGUAUUUUAUUACCAACUCUACUACUACUAACCAAAUUAGUCUAGCACUACAAUAUUAAUUUUCCUUCAUUCUGAUCUUCUCCCCACCUCAAACUCUGUUAGAGGAGGUCCAAGGUCCCUUCACCUUCAGAUGUUCUCCGCCAAUGUGUUUUGAGAAGGAAUAGGUAGAAUGCAAGGAAAGAUUGAGGUUCACUCUUGGAAUCUCUUCUGAAGUCUGCCUUCCAGAUCUGGCAGCAGGCUCACCCACAAGAAGGGCCAAGGACAAGAGGAUCCGCUGUGGCAGCCGCCUGGCAUGUGUACUUAACGUCAUGGGUACUCCUCCGUCUGCCACUAACUCGUCAUCUCUCUACUACCUUAGUCUCUUUGCCUCUGUCCCUGGCCUGCUUUCCCUCACUCCAUCUGUUUCUCCCAUCUGCUACCAUAAAAGUUAGAGCAAAGUUUAGCAAAGCAAGAAUCUGUAGAUAUAUGCUGGUAAACUAAGGCAGACAAAGUUCAUUCAGACCCCUUGACCUUUUUUACAGUACAUCCUUAUUCUAAAAUGUAACCCCCCGCCCCCUUCCUUAUCAAUCUACACACAAUACCCCAUAAUGACAAAGCAAGACAUUUUGCAAAUGUAUUUAAGAAAGAAGCCUGAUUUGGUGGAUUGCUGCAGAGAUGGUUGUCCUCCUGGAUGGUUCUCCCAUCUCCACAGAGGAACUCUGACAGAGUGACCAUCGUGUUCUUGGUCACCUCCCUGGACCAAGGCCCUUCUCCCCUGAUUGCUCAGUUUGGCUGGGCAGCCAGCUGAGUUCUAGGAAGAGUCUUGGUGGUUCCAAACCUCUUCCAUUUAAGAAUGAUGGAGGCCUCUGUUCUUGGGGACCUUCAAUUAUGCAGAAAUUUGUUGAUACCCUUCCCCAGAUCUGUGCCUCCUGUCUCGGAGCUCUACGGACAAUUCCUUCAACCUCAUGGCUUGGUUUUUGCUUUGACAUUCACUGUCAACUGUGGGACCUUAUCUAUAGACAGGUGUGUGCCUUUCCAAAUCAUGUCCAAUCAAUUGAAUUUACCACAGGUGGACUCCAAGUUAUAGAAACAGCUCAAGGAUGAUCAAUGGAAACAGGAUGCGCCUGAGUCUCAUAGCAACGGGAUUGAGUACUCAUUUACAUAAGGCAUUUGUUUAAAAAAUAUAUAUUUAUCUUUGCUAAAAAAAAUCUCAACUUCUUUCGGUUGGUCAUUAUUUAGUAUUGUGUGUAGAUUGAGGGGGAAAAUGUAAUAUAUUUUAGAAUAAGUCUGUAAUGUAACAAAAUGUGGAAAAGGGGAAGGGGUCUGAAUACUUUCCGAAUGCACUGUAUAUGUAGCAACCAAGGCAGACAUUAGGGUGUGAGAGUUAAGUUCACUGGAUGAACAAAACUAUUAACCUUUUAAACGUCUAGCUAUAGAAAUAAAUAAAAAAUAACCCAAACAACCAAGUUUUAUAAUUGAGAUUGUAUUUUACUUGUAUUACCAACAGUAUAUUUCCAUCAGUCAAUGUAUAGACAUGAUCAGGUACAAAGUGGUGGAAGGCUGAUGGAUCAUGGUUAGACGUUUCCACAUAGGAUCUUGACCUGUUAUUGCAUCAAUGAAUCCGUUUACUUCAAUUGGCAGCUAUUCUAAAGAAAAUGCCCCCACCCACCACUCUGAUAUUGAAAAUAAACUGAACUAACCAAAUUUAAGAAAUGGGAACGGGUCAUUCCAAGUCAUCAUUGAAAUCGACAUGACAUGCUUGUUUCUUUCCUACACUGGUUUGUUUGCGACCCUGUAGGUUCUAAUUAAAUAAGUAGCGCUUACGUCUUCAGCUAAUCUGCCUGAGAAGCUUGGAGGGUCAUCUGUUAAAUCCCCAUAAGAGGGACUAGUGCGCAUUUGUCCGGUAAAGUGGCUAGUCUCAACCUCAAACAAUGCUGUCACUGUGAGGAAUUAUUUUGAGUACUUGACUUUAUUGGAUACUGCAAAUAGACAAUAUUUACAGGUCUGAAGAACAGCUCAUCAGUCAAUUUCCUCCAGUCAGUCAGCUGAGAGAUACUGAAACGCUACUAGUGCUCAAAGCAGCACACACACACACAACUAGAUGGAUCUUAUGGUGGAUCUUAAGUCCCUGGGUGAUCCCAUCAAGCAGUUCAGCGACUAUGUGUCAGGGACGGGGACCAAACCGGACAACAAAAUAGGCACCAAAAAGAGCACAGGGGCCAGACGGAAGAGUGUAGUCGUGAGCACAGGGGCCAGACGGAAGAGCGUAGUUGUAGUCCGGAGGCACAGCAUAGUCAGGAGGAAGAGUGUCCCUUGCGCCAAAACUUGCACCAAGCAGAGAGCCGUACCAGACUCCUGGCUCAGUGCAUACCAGGCUGACAUUCAGAGAGAACGGAAACUGAGAGAGAAGAAGAUUGCAGAAAGGUCCAUCAGAAGGAGGAGUCAGCAUUUCAGGAGCCAGCACUGCCUCCAAAAGAGUAAGACUAAUGCCAGGAGGAACCAGAAAUCUGUGAAGGAUGAUUCGCUGUUUGGUGCCUUCCAGGGGCUCAGUCUGAACGUGACGGGAGGUGCCCAGAGCUCGAUGGCCUCAGGCGGGGACCAGUGUAAAAUAAUGUGAGGCAAAAGACUUGACUCAUAUAACCAGGCCUAGGCUUCCAGGGCCGAGGCAACAUAUCACCUAUCACUUUAAUCUCGUUCACCAGCAGGCUCUCUGUUGACAUGUGUAUGGGAUAACAAUUGAGACUGGGGACGAGGUUACCUACACUUUCCCUUGAGACAUUCUGAGAAGACUGAACUACGGGGAAAAACAACAGGUCUUGUGUUGAUGAGAAAUCACAAUGAAGCCAAAGUUUUAAAGGUAGACUCAACAAUAUGAUGUAGGUGCAGAAAGUAAACAGAAUAUUGGGUCAAUUUACGCAACAACUGGGCUCCUGAGUGGUGCAGCGGUCUAAGGCACUGAAUCUCAGUGCUCGAGGCAUCACUACAGACCCUGGUUCGAUUCUGGGCUGUAUCACAACCGGCCGUGAUUGGGAGUCCCAAAGGGUGGUGCACAAUUGGCCCAGCGUUGUCCGGAUUAGGAUUUGGCCGGGGUUGGCCGUCAUUGUAAAUAAGCAAUUUGUUCUUAACUGACUUUGCCUAGUUAAAUAAAACCUCUUUAUUUUUUAAUAUGGUAUUUGACAGUAUCAAAAUUGUCUAUGAAAAAAUAAUUCAUGCAUUUUUAUCAAUUUAGGGUUAGGCAUAAGGUUAGCAGUUAGGUUAAAAAUCACUUUUUGAGAAGAGAAAUUGUACAAAUAGGUGGAGUUUAUGACUUUGUUGCUGACUUUGUUACUAGUUACGACCCUCUAACAGCUUGAAGCAAACCUGUGCGCAUGUGCAAAUACUGUGUGAGAGCGUCAUCUUGCAUCCCCCUAUAUCCCAAUAUCUGCGGUGCUGCUCGUGGCAACGUCAUUUUGCUGUGUCUACCUUUUCAGUUGGUUUAUUAAAGAUGAAGGGGGUAAGUGCACUAGCAUAUCAGACAACACAAGCUCUGGGGGAGGGCCAUGCGCCUGUCAUCAAUGUCUAUUUUUUAUUUGGUUUAAUAAAUAAUUUUUACAGUAACCCUGAAGUCAAUCAUAAACCUUUUCAAUGUCCAUAUGUAUUAAGAAGCUAAGUGUUUGUUUUUUGGGCUUCAGUAAUGUGACUGAAAAAAGUGCCUCAGGCCUUGUAGCAACUGUAAUGACUGCCAAUAAUGUACUAGCUGCUAAUAUAAUAACUUUUGCAUUCAUAAUGUAAUAAAAUCUCAACUAAUA